CAUUGCUUUUCUCUGCUCUGGAUUUAACUAAAAUAAAUAAAUUAAUGUUGGUGUCGUUGUUUGCUUGUAUGUUAAUGUGCACAUUGUUACGUGCUGUGUGGUGUUGUAUGUUAGUAGUUAUUAUUAUUUCCGAUUUGCACUUUAGCGAUGUCCGACAUAUUAUCGACUUGCUGUCGCCUCUGCUUAUCAUCUAAGGACUUGAGGUGGAUAUUUGUCGAAGAACCUUCAGAACUUCGGUCCAACUUACUGUAUUUAGCAACUGGAGUAAAGAUUCUUCCAGACGAUGGUCUUACCCAAAAAAUAUGUAAGUUCUGCACAAUUUUGGUGAAUCAAUCGUUAAAACUACGCAAUAAAAGUAAAAAAACAGACGCAGAACUAAGGAAACUAGUCGGUGAAAGUAUCUCAGAUUCAGACAUUCAAUUAGAAGAAGAGCAUGAUCAAUUUACAUCAAAAUCUACACAGAAGAAAUCUAAAUUAUUUGACGAUUCAAAAACAAAUCAGUUGUUCGAUGUACUUAGUUGGAAUCACGAUAUCAAAAGCAACAUUAAAAAUAAGAAUACUAAAGAACUCUCACACUCAACAAAAAUUAAAUCACGAACGUCAAAACGAAAACGGCUAAAACUCAGCGAUUUACCACAAAAUACGAAGCUGGUUCAGAAGCUAAACGAAGAAGUGAACAAUGAUUACAUACCUACAUCCGUAGAUAUAACUGAGUCAGAAUUAACGUACUAUGAAUCAUCAGAAGAUGAUGCAAAUUGCAACGUAUUAAGCAAAUCAAAGGAUACUGAAGUUAGGACGAGGCCUAGGAGACCAAAGGAAGUAAUAGAAAAAUAUAUGGCGUUAGCAGUCCAGCCGAUACCAAACGAGGGGCCAGUGGAAUGUAACCUGUGUGGGACGGUGAUCAAGUAUAAAAAGUUCUUUGUCAACCAUGCGAGGACUCACUUCGAACCGGAGUACCCGUGUGAU
Ostrinia furnacalis (Asian corn borer) is the source of this 966-nucleotide messenger RNA. Its product is annotated as zinc finger protein 37-like. The record is from RefSeq and is a predicted model, not a curated record. The annotation marks the transcript as partial. Lineage: Eukaryota; Metazoa; Arthropoda; Insecta; Lepidoptera; Crambidae. Gene Ontology annotation, molecular function: zinc ion binding. Gene Ontology annotation, cellular component: nucleus. The transcript has 3 exons.